AUGUAUUUAUUUUUCCUGGUGGCUAGAUCCUGGAAACUGUUUGUAGCGAGCUGUACAUUAUGUAAUCCUUGGCACGACGAGGUUGACCCCCUUGAAAGAUGUCUCGCAGCCUGUUCCUGGUCGGAACACUUUUUCGUUCGUCUGGAUGCACUUUCUACCCUGGCAGGCUUUUUUGUAGGCGAAGGGUUGGUAGCGGGAGGGAUGGAGUAGUCACGAAGAGCUUAUCCCAAAUAUGGACUUGGUUUUGAGAGAUAACGCUGUUGGUUUUAGAUGACUGCGGUCAGAUUCGUGUUUCGUAGUUCAUGAAUUUAUUUGUUUUGAGGAUUAAAACUGAUAUCACACACAUUAAAAAAAAUUUUUAACCUUCAGAAAGAGAGCCAUAAAAGCCUGUAGUAGGAGGAAUCCUCUCAUGGAGCUGUAUAUAAGAAAUUGAAACAGUGGCAGUAAAAGAGCUGGAAAACAUUUAAGUAUCAACAAAUGAAUUCCACACUUGAACUCUGCUGCAUUCCUGUGCCGCCACCUCCUUUAGAAGACUGAUCUUAAAACAGAGAUAAGAGAAGACUAAAGCUAAUAGAAGAUGCUGGGAUCUGACCGUGGUGUUGUGGAAGAAUGGUUAUCAGAAUUCAAGGCAUUACCUGACACUCAGAUCACCAAUUAUGCAGCAACUUUACACCGGAAAAAAACACUUGUACCAGCCCUCUAUAAAGUUAUUCAAGAUUCAGAUAAUGAGCUCCUGGAGCCUGUCUGCCAUCAGCUGUUUGAGCUCUAUCGUAGUUCUGAAGUUCGACUUAAGAGGUUCACACUGCAGUUCUUGCCAGAAUUAAUGUGGGUUUAUUUACGGCUUACAGUUAGCCGAGACAGACAGAGUAAUGGCUGCAUUGAAGCACUUCUCUUAGGAAUUUAUAACUUGGAAAUUGCUGAUAAAGAUGGAAACAAUAAAGUGCUGUCUUUCACUAUUCCUUCCUUAUCCAAGCCUUCAAUAUACCAUGAACCCUCAACAAUUGGAUCCAUGGCUUUGACAGAAGGGGCAUUGUGUCAGCAUGAUCUCAUCAGAGUUGUUUAUAGUGAUCUUCAUCCUCAGAGGGAAACAUUCACUGCACAAAACCGGUUUGAAGUCCUGAGUUUUCUCAUGUUGUGUUAUAAUUCUGCCAUUGUGUAUAUGCCAGCCUCAUCAUACCAGUCUCUUUGUCGAAUGGGCUCCAGGGUUUGUGUGAGUGGGUUUCCACGGCAACAUGAAAAACCCUGGAAGGAAAUCUGUGGUCGAAUAGUAGUGGAUCCUGAAUUUAUGGUGCAACUUCUCACUGGGGUUUAUUAUGCCAUGUAUAAUGGACAGUGGGACCUUGGCCAAGAAGUACUCGAUGACAUUAUUUAUAGAGCGCAAUUAGAACUCUUUUCUCAACCACUAUUGGUUGCCAAUGCCAUGAAAAACUCAUUACCAUUUGAUGCUCCUGAUUCUUCACAAGAAGGCCAGAAAGUACUUAAAGUAGAAGUCACUCCAACAGUACCGAGGAUUUCUCGGACUGCAAUUACAACUGCUUCCAUCCGUCGUCAUAGAUGGAGAAGAGAAGAUGGCUUUGACUUCUCAAACGAGGCUGACUCGAGUAUUCCUGGCUCCCCGAUCCAACACGGCUCCACUGACCUAGGGAUCAAACGUGUGCAAGAGGGGGAGGUGCUGGUGCGCAGGACCCCUGAGCAUGGCUCGCCGGAGCCCAACUCAGCAGCAGCCACAACAGAGGGUGCUGAUGGUGUAAAUGGAGGAGAUGAGUCUGUAAACCUGAAUGAUGCAGAUGAAGGAUUUUCAUCAGGGGCUUCCCUCAGCAGUCAGCCAAUUGGAACCAAACCAUCCUCCUCUUCUCAAAGGGGAAGCUUAAGGAAAGUAGCAGCUGGGCGUUCAGCCAAAGAUAAAGAAAUAGCAUCUACCAUCAAAUCCAAUGAGAGUCCUCGAGAUUCAGUAGUUCACAAGCAGUAUAUACAGCAACCAACUGAUCUUACUGUAGAUUCAGUUGAGCUAACACCGAUGAAGAAACACCUGAGCCUGCCUGCUGGCCAGGUGGUGCCAAAAACCAAUAGCUUAAGUCUAAUACGGACAGCCAGUGCUUCCUCAAGUAAAUCAUUUGACUAUGUAAACGGCAGUCAAGCAAGUACCAGCAUUGGAGUUGGCAAUGAGGGAGUUACUAAUUUAGCUACUAACAAUGCUAAUCGAUAUUCAACUAUCAGUCUCCAGGAAGACCGGCUAGGUCAAGCUGGUGAAGGUAAAGAGCUCCUCAGCCCAGGAGCUCCUUUAACCAAGCAGUCUCGAUCCCCAAGUUUCAAUAUGCAGCUAAUAUCCCAGGUGUAGUUCUGAUGUCCUCUCUUUCUGCUUAACCUUUAAAACUGCACAUUUCAUUGUGCAAGAAGACACUUCAUCCCAUAUUGUGAAAAUAUUGGUCAUCAUAAUCAGAUUUGAUUUAGUUUAGGAUUCUUCAUACUGUAUUUUGUAUGGAAAAAGCAAUAAGGUUUUCUUUUCCCUCUUCCUAUAUCUUCUCUUUACCUAUUCUUUAUAAAUGUGUUUGUGAAACGGUAUAAAACAUUUGCCUUUUCCAUGCCUUCCUUUCUCCUUGGGUGAUGUGCAAUCCAUUGUAGGCUGAUGGGUCCCAUUUCAACACUGUGAGACUGAGGAUAUGUCAGAGGAAAUGGUAUAUAUGAUCCCUAUGAAAUGAUUCUUUGGCUUUCAUUUAAAAACAAAACGGGUUUGUUCACAUAAUAAGAACUAUGAAGACGGUUGGAUCAUAUUUUUUUCUCUCUUAACCAGGAGUGCCUCAGAGAUUCUGCUGUGACUUUGGGCUUCUCUGAGUCUGUGCAAACAUGUUCUUGAGAAGCAUGGGGAAAGAAGGUAGACUGCUGCACUUUUUCAUUAAAAUGAGGGUAGCUUUUUUUUUUCCUCUCCUGUUUUGUUUAUCCCAAGGAUGUAAAUGUUCAAUUACUGAGGCAUUCAAAUCUGUUUGUGAUCACCUUCAUUGGAGGGUGGAACUCUUAAAUUGAUUGUGUAAUUGAUAAUGCACUUUCUCAAUGGCUCUCUAGUCAUUAUUAACAUGUCUUCCCUCUUCCCACAAGGACUUAGGUCAUUCUGUCUUUCAAGUUUGAAGAACAAAUCAGAGAAUCCAAGGGGCAUGUUCUAUUUUCCAGGAAUGAUUGACACUUGGUGCUGGGGUUUUAUGGGGGGAGGGGCAGUUUUUGUUUAGCUUGUGUGGGAUUGUGUGUGAGGGGAUGUUUUGAUUUUUUUUUUCCUUUGUGCGCUGGUGAUGACUGAACUGUAGUACUGUACGUCUUCAGGUAAAGAGAGGGAUUUCUCAAUCCACUUUCUAUGAUGUUAGACUAUUGGAGAAACCCUUUCAGCUGCUUUCUAGAUGUACCUAAAUUCAGUCAAGAUAUUUUGGAUUAAGACAAGUCCUGAUGCAUCAUAUAUACUCCAAGGAAAUACAUCAGGGACAGAUAAUUGGCUGGAAACAUUGACACUUCAAUAUGACACAUUUUUAUAGAACAUUUCUACCAGGGGGUACUGACUUGAUUUCUCUUAUAAGGACCACACUGCCUUUGUGUUAAUGUAAUGCAAUUUGUGUAUCUUCUAGUCAUAUAUUUGCAAAGUUUUUCAUUUUUAUAAAACUCCGGAAUCAUGCCAGUAAGCUAGAUGUUGAAUGUAUGUAAGUAGCAUUUGGUAACUGCUAAGAAGCUAUAAAAGUAUAUUAUUGGUUUAAGAAUUUUUGUUCUGAUUUGGUUAUAACCUCUUCUGGGUCUCAGGCUCUAAUGUUUGAAAAAGAAGGGAUAUAUUGGGGUUUUGAAAAUCAGUAUUGUAACUUGAACUUCUGUAAAUUAUCUUUUCCACAACAUACAUACAUGGGUUAUACAUGUCUUUGUACUUUUAGACAUUUUUACUUUAUUAUUGUGCAAGAAAGAACACUCUGAGUUUAUAGAAAGUAUUCUCCUAAUUAACCAAGUUAAAAUUUUUAUCUCUCUCAAUUAAAAUUACAGUAGAUUUUGAUAACCAGAAGAUGCCUCUUGUUUUUUUCACACCUAAAAUUCCCUUUUUCCUUCCCCACUUUUUUUUUUAAUUAUUAAGAGCAUUUUUAAAAGAAGACCUUAUCUUAGACUCUUCACAAGAAGAAUGAUUACGUUUAAUGGUCUGUAACAUUUUUCAGCUCUUACGAAAAUGGGAAAGCAGAAGCUGAGCUAGUAUCCACUUUGCCAAAGUCCAAGCUAAAGCUAAAAGUUGCUAGGUGACUUUAGUGAUUUGUGUGUGUGUGUGUGUUUGUGCACGGAUGCCAUGUGUGUCAAUGAUCACAAAGGCAUAUUAUAGAUAUCCCUUCUUUUCAUUUUAACUAGGGAUGUCAAGUAAAUGAAAAGAUUUUUUAAGAAUACAGCCAGAAUACAUGAAGUAAAUGUUUAUAACAUACUAAAGAGGACAGAGUCUCAAGUAUGUAAUGAAAGUAACAUCAUUCUUUCAGUGAGUGAAAUCUCCACUACAGCUGGAGGUCAUUCACUUUAUGGUAGAAAUAGCUGUCUUUAUAGGAGCUAAUGGACUGUUUUAACUUAAACAGGUUGUACAUGUACUGGCAUCUGAAUCGAGCAGAUUUUAAAGCACAAAGAAAA
This is a messenger RNA of Perognathus longimembris pacificus (Pacific pocket mouse), 4626 nucleotides long. It is a transcript of the gene Hycc2, whose product is annotated as family with sequence similarity 126 member B. Gene Ontology annotation, biological process: protein localization to plasma membrane; phosphatidylinositol phosphate biosynthetic process. NCBI's taxonomy places the organism in Eukaryota, Metazoa, Chordata, Mammalia, Rodentia, Heteromyidae. The transcript has 14 exons. The record is from RefSeq and is a predicted model, not a curated record. The coding region runs from base 578 to 2338 and encodes 586 amino acids. Gene Ontology annotation, cellular component: plasma membrane.